AUGCCUUCCCAAACCCAUCCGCAGGCGCAAUUUGUGCCCAUAUCGCCAGACUUUGACGUAGCUGCCCUAGUCGAGAACGCCCCUAAUUUCGAUUAUGUUAGGAGAGUGUCGACCGAGGAACUAAAAGAGCAUUCUAUACAAACUUUUGAGGCGCUGGUUUUGGCAGUCGUCAUUCAAGCUGGUCGGCCGCUCAUCAUCGAGGACUGGGGAAAUGCUCUUCCUAGAGAUCUGUUUUCGAAACAAUGGCUUGAAAAUAACCUCGGCAAAAAUCCUGAGAAGGUUUGGGAUAUCUCCAAUGCGGUCGAUAUCCCCAUGAGCAUGGGCCAUUACUUGCGAUCCAUGGGCCAGCUCACAACACAGUUUUCCUCGCCCAACUACCGCGAUCCUAAGAGACAGCGCCUAUACCUGAAAGAUAUCGAUUGUCCGGAGGAGUGGGCACAGCAUCUGUCCAGCGUCAUCCCCGAAUCGGUCUAUUACUUAAAUGAGUGCAUCGAAUCGCGGACAGGUGGGGACGGCGCCGUGCGGGAGCCCAAUGAAUAUGGACAAAUGGUUUAUGGUAAAGGCGUGGCACCUGCUGGAGACUUGAUGAGCAGCCUCCCGCCAGAAAUGCGUGCGCAAAACAUGAUGUGCUACAUAGGACACGAAGGGACGUACACGCCAGCGCAUCGAGAAAUGUGCGCUAGUCUGGGUCAGAACAUCAUGGUGGAAGCUUCCGAAGACAGCAAAGGAGAGAAAGCUGGCAGUUCGAUCUGGUUUAUGACUGAGACCAAGGAGCGACAAGUUGUUUCGGAGUAUUUCCUUUCUAUGCUUGGACACGAUAUCGAAGUCGAGAAGCAUUUUGCGCAACUAAAUGCCUGGAAGAAGGCACCAUUUAAUGUUUACGUUGUUGAGCAAAAGGUUGGUGAUUUGAUCCUUAUACCGCCUUUGGCACCACAUCAAGUCUGGAAUCGCGGCACACGAACUAUGAAGGCCGCCUGGAACAGGACGACCGUUGAUACCCUCGAAUUGGCGAUUCACGAAGCUCUGCCACGUGCACGAAUGGUUUGUCGCGAUGAACAGUACAAGACUAAGGCGAUAAUCUACUACACUUUGAUGAAGUAUUACGAUCUGCUGCAGAGAGAUACCAUAGAACCGAAAAUGUGGAAGUAUGGCCGGAUCAAACAAGUCCUUGAUGACUUCAAACGAUUAUUUCUCUUAUUCUCCGAAGUCCUCGUAAGCGAGAUGUUUUCUCCAAGGCUACCCGAGGAAACCGAUGUGGAAUUUCUGGAGUACGACUCUAACGUUACUUGUUCUUACUGCCGUUGCAACAUUUUUAACCGCUUCCUGACCUGUAAAUCCUGCAUAGAAUACGGUCCCAAGGGAGAGGAGGAUACGUAUGAUGUUUGUAUGGACUGCUACGCUAUGGGCCGCUCUUGUGCUUGCAUAUCAAACCUCAGUUGGGUUGAGCAAUGGAAGUGGUCCGACCUCCUUCAAAACUAUGAGCGAUGGCGCAAUAUUGUUGUUCAGUCAGACGGAUUCUUCGAUGUACAGAGAUCCCCACAACCUAUUGAAAUUGCCAGGAAACGUUACGGGAAAAAGCCUAUUGCGGAGGUAUGCCAGGAGCAGCUGAAGAUAAGACCUUGGAAAGACGUCAAAAACCCAGAAGCACGAGAACCUUCUCCUGGAAUGUCGGAUGUGGAGCCAGAGGUUGAUGACAAUGGAAGACCCAAGAACAGAAAACGAAGUAAAUUUUCAAGGCAUGGCAAAAGUAGGCCGGCCGGGGUCGAAAAGCAUAAUUCCACAUCUUGCCAUAUCUGCUUUCAUCGGGAUUUCAAUUGGAAAUUAGCUUUCUGUAGCACUUGCAGGAAUGCUUAUUGCUACGGCACUCUGUGGAGAGCAUUCGAUCUCAUGCCCCAGACCGUAAUGGAGGACAAGGAUUGGCAGUGUCCGAAGUGCUUGAAGAUCUGCUCGUGUGGAAAAUGUAGAAAGUCUGACACUCAAACUCCUUAUGCACCCAAGGGAACUCUGCUUGGGCACGACACAAGACUUGUGGCUGAUGUCAGAAGCGUUGAGAGUCUUGUUGACUUCUCGAAAACCAAUCUGGUUUGGCUUCGUAAUGAAGGCGACGAAAAUCCCCAAGAAUCUGCAAGGAUGCAGAAGCUUAAGGAGAAGGCGGAGGCCGAUAAGGCUCGCAUUGACACCGUCAACGAGAGUUAUCUGGAAGAUGGUGUGCAGCAAGACCCUUUCAUUGGGGCACCUCCAGCGGACGAGCAACAGAGGGACGACAUGCAAGAUAUCGAUCCGGCUCUCCGCGAUGUUGGAGGUUCGGGAACAGUUACAUUGCCACAGGUAAACGGCAACUACGACGACCACCACACGCCAAUGGAGGCAGCCGAUAAUGGCAAUGAAAUGGACAGCAAUGGCUACGAGAGAUCAGAAGAGCAACAACAGCAGCCGGAAUGGAUGAUGGAUGGGCAUUAUGAAUUUGACGAGUACGAUCCUUAUAACCAUCAAGGCACCAAUUAUCCAUCCAAACUCCUGGCACCCGAAGCGCAAAUGACUGCUCCAACCGUUGCCCCCGAAGCGCCAAUGAUGGCUCCUCCGCCACCAGAAUACUAUCCCGACCCUUCACAUCUUGACCAGGACAGGCCGUUGAUGGGUCAAGGUUACUUGAGGCAAGGUGAUGGCGUUGAUAAGAUUCUAUUCACCGCCCCUAAUCCCGAUGGCCCUCCAGAGCCAGUUGCUACAACUCAAAACGUCAACAUGGCAUUGUCAGAUCUAGUACCAGAGGUUGUCGAGGUCAAGAAGCGUAAGAGAUUGGAAGAGGACGAGGAUCUAGAAUUCUUUACCUCUAAAAGACAGAGAGAGCUUGCAAAAUCGAGGAAAAGUGUUGCAAAAGAUUUUGGAACAGAUCUGGGAGGCGCUCCGGUUGACGAGUCUGCUGAACGCAAACCGCCACGCAGAGCAGUAGUACCAAAGGUCUAUACUGACGUGGGAGAAGAAGCUCUACCAUACGGUGCGGACGAUAUUGUUGCUGUAAGGGUCAAGAGUGAAGCAGAACUCGCUGCUGAAGCAAAGCGACGCGCCACGAAGUCUAUGACUAGAGAAAGGGGUCCGACACCACGAAAAAGCUUGCGUAGAAAUCAGGAAGAGUCUCCUGCUGCUUCUACACCCAAAGUUAAACCUCCAAGAAAAUCGGCAUGGCUAGCAAGAAAGGAGGCACGGGAAGCAGCUGGCGAGAACAAUGAUGCUCCAAUUUCUGAUCGAAAGCGAAGACGCCGUUCCAAGAGAUCCAUGGACUCUAAUGCUAUAGACAUAUCAUCCGAUGGCUCGCAAGCCGACCGCAGCGAGCGCUCAUCUGGAGAAGAAGACGAAGGCGGGGAUGAGGGAGAAUUCCGUGCUAGUGCUCCUCCGAAGCGCGGCCGAGGACGUCCUAGAAAAUCUGUUGAUACCAAUGGAUUUCACAGCGAUGCUGAUGACCAGGAUGAUGAGUUCCAUGCCAGUGCUCCCCCAAAGAAGGGUCGUGGUCGUCCAAAGAAAAUCUCAACCGUCCGAAUGCAGCCUAUGGAGAUUUCGUCUGCACAGUCGGAUGACAAUGAGGCUGGAGGCGUUGAGUUGGAUGUUGAUAGUCUCUUCGGUGAGCCAAAUGAGAGGGACGGCAGUGAUGGACCAGCAUCAACCGUCAAGUUGACUACCAAGUCCAAUCAACCAGCCUCUGUUGAAGAUUAUCCCAGCGUGGAGAUUUCUCAACUCGACGGUAAUAUGUCUGAUUUUGCCCCAGUUUCAGUCCCAAAACGUAGGGGUAGACCGCCCAAGCACGUCGCCGCGACUAUUCAAUCUCCUACGCCUGAGGUAGUUGUAUCGAAUUCAACUCGAGCUCCAAAAAUGCUUUCCCUGAAAGAAAGGCUUGCAUUGAAAGGAAAAGCCGCCAAAAUUGUGGCGGCGAAACCAACGAGCUCCAAUGAAAACUCGCCAUCUACAAUCAACGGAGCUAAUACAGUGAUUACUCAACGUCCUGUUGUAAUCAGAAGUCUGAGCGCCACCACAUCCGCAGGUUGGAAUGAUGAGAAAAAUUCUUCUGGGGGGCUCGAUUCUGGGUCUGGGUCGACUCCAGAACCAACGGCCAUCAGGCUUUCACCAAUCAAACCUGUCGCAGCGGUAGCAGAUCCACCACCCCAAGUUGUAAAGAAAAAACCUACUGUUGUGCGUCUUAUGAGCACCAAAACGGAAUCAGAAUAUGAGUCUAGAAGAUCGAUAACUAACGAAUCAGAAGAGCAGGCAUCGGAAGGUGAAGGCCGUCGAAGCUUAGUCUUGGAAUCAUCUGAUUCCGACGACUCGGAUAGUGAUGCUAGUAUUCCUGCUGUGCGCAGGACCCCAAAACCAAUUCGGGCACCUGUGGCUACUGGUGGGCGAGGUCGUGGUAGAGGCAGAGGACGCGGAAGACCUGCACGAGGUAUAUACUAA
Glarea lozoyensis ATCC 20868 is the source of this 4443-nucleotide messenger RNA. RefSeq names its product Clavaminate synthase-like protein. Lineage: Eukaryota; Fungi; Ascomycota; Leotiomycetes; Helotiales; Helotiaceae. The transcript is spliced from 2 exons. The record is from RefSeq and is a predicted model, not a curated record. Gene Ontology annotation, molecular function: DNA binding. The coding region runs from base 1 to 4443 and encodes 1480 amino acids.